Molecule: messenger RNA, 4798 nt
Organism: Linum trigynum
Lineage: Eukaryota; Viridiplantae; Streptophyta; Magnoliopsida; Malpighiales; Linaceae
Source: the annotation of a GenBank genome assembly
AUCUAAAUAAUUAUAUUUUAAUUCUCCAAACCAACCCUUCUUAAUGUUUCUAACAAGAAUCAACGCCGGCCAUAAAAGGGGCUAUUAUUAUAAAGUAUUUUCAAUGUAUGAAAUCAAAGGGUUGGGUAAAAACACUCAUAAAAGACUCAAUUGAGAAAAUGAUAAACAUGGAUGAAUAACUUUACUUUUAGUUAAAAAAUUAAUCUCUGGAGAAAGGAUGCAAGUGGGAUGGUUGUUAGAAAAAUGAAUGAAGUCAAGAUGGGAUGAAAAUGAUAAUUUAUCAGAAACUCAUAAUUUUUUUUAAUUCCUAGAUGCCGAAGCAACUAAGAAAACAUGAAUUAAUGACUAAAAAGGAGAGGGAAAAGAGAGUCAUUAAUUAAUGCCGACAACCAUGGAAUUCCUCGAGUUUGACCGACUGAUCAUGGCCAUAGGAGAGAAGUAAAUUUGGUUAAGCAGAGUUGACUUGGGGGAAAUUGUGGGAUCAGUUUUCAAAGUAAUGCACCCUGCGGUCCACGGGGAACGCUGCUGCCUGUUUGGUUUACUCCAACGCGGCGCCUACUUCUCCUCCCUCCCAUGUUUACUCAAAAUCGUACAGUUUGGUUAUAAUCGUAAGAUCAUGAAUACAAUUUGGACUGGUUUAGAUUUUAAUUAACUGUUCAGAACGUGACCAAAAUUAAGUACUUGCAAGUUGCAGCAGCAAGCAAUCCCAGCCCAACUCGGCUUCGAACAUGUGAAGGAUAAAGAGAGAGUAGUGUUUGAAUUUGUACUUUGUAGUUUGUUGAACUUAUUAGUGUUGAACUAUCAAUAUUGUUUAUUCUUAUGUUAUGUUGGUUGUCGACUUGAAAUUGUUGGUUGCUAGUUUUGCGGGUACUUUUGUAACGAAGUGUUUGUGUUAUGUUAACUUUUGAACUUUGUUGGAUAAAAUGUUUUUUUUUACAAUAAUUAGAUAAAAUGUCAAUGUGGUUUUGUAGUUACUAGCUAAUAUCAGUAUUGGAUAAUACAGAUUUUGUUGAACAGGGUCUACUCAAUCCAGACCGUGGCGGAGGACUACACCGUAUAGACAUAUGAUCUGAUCUGCAUCGUAUAAUUUAUGAUCUCGUCCAUAAUAUAAGUUCUACCCUUUUGAUCUGAAUCCCAGACCGUAUAACCAGACCGCGGCUGGAGCCUGUUUGGUUUACUUUAGCGACCAGUGAAGCCGGGCCCAUGCCCCACGCGGCGCCUACUUCUUCUCCCUUCCCUCCCUCCGCUGUUUCUUUGUUUUGUUUUUUUUUUUUUUUAAUUUUCUCCAAACAAACAAACAAAAGAAUUCCACGACCCAGUCGUUGCUCUCUCUUUAUCUCCCAUUCCCGGAAAAUCAAUUUUUGAUUGCUCACACAACGAAAGGCUCAAGUUCCUUUUGCUUCUUCUUCCCUUCUGACAAUCCGAGCAAAAUCUCAGCUUCAGCAGCAAUCUCUCGUCGUGGGUUCUUUUACUUUUCCCCCAGCCAUUUGGCCCAAGCUCUGGGUCAAAGAGAAGGAAAAAAAGAGCUGGAAAAUUCAAUCCGCCGUGCUUCCACUUUCAGCUUUGUACAUCAGGGGGUUAUCAAAACAGCUCUCUUCACACCAGCAGCUUCUUCCCUUUUGGUUUCUUGGCGAAAGCUGGGUAGCCAUUCCAGUCUGCCGCGUUCUCCCCCAUCCGGGUUCUGCUGUUCCUGAACGUUUAACGGAGCUCUGGGUUUCUCCAUAUGGGGAUUUGCUGGUCGUCUUGGUCUUCUUCGCCCACUACUCCUACACCCACCUCCACUCGUCUUAGUUCAGGUGGCGUGUCUCAAACAGCUAGCAAUGGAACGUCAUCGGGGAGCGGCAACACGAAUUCUUCAAAGGGCAGCAACAUCUCUGGCAACAGCCAGUUUUCUGCUGCCAGUGGCGAUGACUCAUUUUCAAAUCCAAAUGGACAGAUCUUGCCCACCCCAAACUUGAGGAUCUUCUCAUUCGCAGAGCUUAAGCUGUCCACCAAGAAUUUCAGGUCUGAUACAGUGCUUGGAGAGGGAGGGUUUGGUAAAGUUUAUAAAGGUUGGCUCGAUGAGAAGAAGACAGGAAAGAGUGGAAGUGGAACUGUGAUUGCUGUCAAGAAAUUGAAUUCUGAGAGCUUGCAAGGGCUUGAAGAAUGGCAGUCCGAAAUAAACUUCUUGGGGAGGCUUUCGCACCCAAACCUAGUGAGGCUAUUAGGGUACUGUUUGGAGGAUAAUGAGCUCCUCCUCGUAUAUGAAUUCAUGCAGAAGGGCAGCUUGGAAAACCAUCUAUUUGGAAGGGGUGCAGCUGUUCAACCACUUGCAUGGGAAAUAAGAUUGAAGAUUGCGAUAGGAGCAGCUAGGGGACUUGCCUUCUUGCAUACACCAGACAAGAAAGUAAUCUACAGAGACUUUAAAGCGUCAAAUAUAUUGCUCGAUGGAUCUUACACAGCCAAGAUAUCGGAUUUUGGGUUGGCGAAGUUUGGUCCGUCGGCUAGUCAAUCGCAUGUGACAACCCGUGUCAUGGGCACAUACGGGUAUGCUGCCCCUGAGUAUGUUGCCACAGGUCAUCUAUACGUGAAGAGUGAUGUGUAUGGUUUCGGUGUAGUCUUGGUUGAGAUCUUGACGGGGCUAAGGGCGCUUGACACGAAUCGGCCAAGCGGGAGGCAUAACCUGGUGGACUGGAUCAAGCCUUAUUUAAAUGACAAGAGGAAGCUGAAAAGCACCAUGGAUUCUAACUUGGAAGGCAAGUACCCUUCGAAAGCUGCAUUCAGGAUAGCACAACUUGCCCUAACUUGUCUGGAAUCGGAACCGAAGAAUCGACCAUCCAUGAGUGAAGUUGUGGAGACUCUGGAAAGGAUCGCAUCGAGCAACGAGAGGACACUUGAGCCCCGAAACCGCGCCAACAACCGCCGCCCUGUCAGCAGCCGAAGGCAUGGUCAGCAGCAACCGUUGCAGUAUCGUUCUCCACUGCAUCCACAGCCUGACGGUGGCCAGAGUUACCGAAAUUCUCCUCGAGUGCGAUGAAGUUUGCAUGAUUCUUUUUUUGAGGUUAAUGUAAACAUGUCCUGUUAUUGUUUGUUGUGACGGGGAGUUUUUAUCAAAAUGGAGCUAGACGAAAAGUGGAGUGGUGUAUCAUGUAUGUAUCUAAGUGUAGAAGGUUUGUAUUUUUGUGGUAUGAACUGGUAGAAAUAUUGGUGUGAGUGGAGAACCGGAGAUCCACUUCCUAUUUAGCUGGGAUGUCCGGGAUCUUCUUGUCUGUGUUGUCAUUGUUUUUCUUCUGUCUAGGAUAAGCCUGUGAAUAUCUCUUCCUCCUCCCCCCUUUUCUUAAAAAUCAAAAUGGUAAUGAAACAUUGAAAUGGCUUUGUUCGCACAGAAAAUAAUGGUGGCAAGUUUGUUUCUCUCUUGCUCUUCGUACUUCUUCCUGUAAUGAGACUUAAUCAAGUAAGGAAUUGCACAGUAGGGAAAGAGGGAUUUUCCCACAAAGUACAAUAGUUGUUAGAACAAUUCUAAAAAUACAAUAAUUUUUCAAUUUACACAUGUUUGGAUUUGAUCAAUGAAAUGUAAAGCGAUCAACACGGAUCGUUGAUGUGGCGAGCGAUCAACCUGUGGUGAAGCGAUUCGGGUGCAUCUCCUCAAUGAAAAGCGUUGGGUUCUAGACACGGUUAAUUGAGUUGGAAUGCGGAGAACGACACGGAUCGCUGAGAUGGAUGGCGAAAAAGCCUUCAUCAUUUUCAACGGAUGCUAUAUGUGUUGGUCACUUUUGGAAUCAAUGAUCCCCGACCCCUAUAAAUAUAAGACAUCAACAUGGAUCGCUGGGGGAUAGAAACCAAACACGUCGAUCCGAGAAGCUAUUUCAGGUAAUUGUCGCUAGGAAUUCAACUAGUUAAGCCUCUUGUGGAGACGCUUCCGACCUGGGUCAAAAUUUGGGAAUUCCACUUGAGUACCACUCGUUCGAAGGGCAUGAAUGGAUUGCAAGUGCUCUGGGUCCUCCGUUGUGGAUGGACCAGACGACGAGGGUUGGAGGACAGUUGGGAUUUGACAAAAUCUGCUUAGAUCAUGAUGUUGAUUGCGGGGUUUCGGCUAGUGUUCAACUCUACCCAGGCGAUGACCCUUCGUUUGAGGUCAAAGUGUAAUACCUUAAUAAACCUAAUGUAUGUGAUCGUUGUGAGGUCUACGGGAACGAAUGUGACUGGCUAGCUAAGCAAGGAAAGAAAUGGGCACCUAAGAAGCGUGUUGAGGAAGUAGUAGUUGUUGAAGUGUAGGAGGACACUGAGGUAGCUGCUAAAGACUUGAAAGAUGCUGAAAUUCUAGAGGGAAAGCAGGUUGUUGUGAAUCAGGGAACUUUUGAUAUCGAACCUAGGCCUUCUGGGUUCUUGUGGAUGAAACAGUAACAAUCCUCAAUCCUGAAUCAAAUGGGAGCCCGUGGCGAGUUUUGUGGAGGUGGAUAAAGAGUCAUCAGUUGUCGUUGGGAGCUCUCAACCACUUUCACAGUCGUCUGUUAAUGCUAACUCACCAAAAUCCUCUGGGAGGUUAUCUCAACAGGCAACUCCUGUUGGGAAGGAGGCCACAACACAAUAGAGAAGAUGGGUGACUUACCCAAACACAAUCAAGGCUAGAAUAGUAAUUAAAUCAACUAGAUAAACACAUUCAUUCAUGUAAACCCUAAAAUAUCCAUACAUACAUAGUAAAUCUAAAACUAGGGUUUGGGGUUUAGAACCCCUAGUACAUUGGGAGAUCACCACAUGGAGGGGGAAGAAAAGACAUACAAAGAGGGGAAGAAAUCAUGAAUAAAGGGUCUUCAAGUUA